AUGCACAUGCAAAAUUGGCACAAUCCUGAGCCAUGGGUGUUUUUGAAGGGGCUAAUUACUUACUCGAAUGGUGUUUUGAACGAUUAUAAUGAGGUUACUGAUGGUGGACAAGUAAGAGAACCGCAAGUUUGGAUAGAUCAGCAAAGGAAUUUAGAUAGAUCAUUGAGGCUGUUUAUAGAAGGACGCUACUCAAUGUCAGAAUUUUUAAUAUGUGCUAGGCAUUCAACACCAACUUUUGGUGUAAUACAGCCUCAACACCAAGCUAUUGUAAUACUUCCUGCAGCUGUCUUUCCACAAGCUCCACUAGCUUUAUUACUACUCCCCAUUGAUCAGCAUCAGGAAAUGCAACUUCCAGCUAUUCCUGUGCUCCCUGCUACUGCUUUACCACAGGCACCACUACAAGAAGCACCAGCUUUAUUACCACUGCAAGUUGAUCAGCAUCAGGAACUGAUUUUCGAUGAAAUAAUGAGAAGGAUUUUACCACGUAGACCAGCAGUGCCCGUUCCUCGAGAUCUUUUUUAUAAUCUCGAUGCUGAGGCCGUUUAUUCAGAUGAAGAUGUGUCUAAUGAACAGUCUGUGAUACCAUCAGUUAUUCACAUUGAACGUGUAGAUUUGAGAAUUGUACCCAUAGUAGAGGAAACAUGUUACAUAUGUUUGUACAGUCCACCAACAGUAGUAUCGUAUCCAUGCUUACACCAAGGUCUAUGUGGAGCUUGUCAUGAUAGCUAUUCAAGAAUGCAUCCGAAUGAGCACGGGCCAUAUUAUCGCUGUCCACUUUGUAGAGUUGGAAUAGAAAUCUACUAUAUAUUAACAUGA
This is a messenger RNA of Macrosiphum euphorbiae (potato aphid), 816 nucleotides long. NCBI's taxonomy places the organism in Eukaryota, Metazoa, Arthropoda, Insecta, Hemiptera, Aphididae. The record is from the annotation of a GenBank genome assembly.